Messenger RNA from Rhopilema esculentum, 6724 nucleotides. Lineage: Eukaryota; Metazoa; Cnidaria; Scyphozoa; Rhizostomeae; Rhizostomatidae. The record is from RefSeq and is a predicted model, not a curated record.
AAUAUUUUAUUUCCUAUAAAUUCUUAUUGUUUUGCCUUUUUCCGAAAUCUAAUAUUGAGUCGUUUGUCAAGCUCCGGAAAAUUCACCAGGUAAGAAACUUUUUUCUUUGGUUCCUAUGUUCAGUUCAACCGCAAAUGUCUAUUUCCUUUUUUCAUUGAUUUUUAAAUGUUAUAUUGGACCUAAUGAUGAUGUUCACCUUAAUCAUAUAUUUUGUUCCUCUGGCAUUCCCUUUGAGUCAAUUGAUACCUAUUUCGCUCUGCGUUUUCUUUACGAUGCUGCGCUUUUUCUGUUUUCGAUGUCCGAUGUUUCUGAUUUCUUGUGGACGUGGACAGGAAAGAAUCAAGAAGAAAUUUUAUUGUUUCGCAAGCCAGCUAGGGUCUUGGAGCACUUAAGAUCUCUCUUAAGAAAGCAGGGUACGCCUAAGUUUAGGAGACUGGAGGAAAGCCUCAUUUCAUUUUAGUAUUUUAUCGGUGUCCUGUGAAAAUCUCUGAGAUUGCCUCCAUAUAUUCCCACGGUUUACGCCCAAAUAUACCAUGCAGAUUUUGAGCUGUUUCCAACUUUCCAAAUAGCUGGACUACACUUGGACCAGAGCUACCCAUUUCUUCGAAUGUCUCCCUUCAUUCCAUGGUUCUCCGGGGACGAAUCCUUUUUUAUAGUUAGAGAUGCGCCUUAUUUCGGAUUUAAUUUUGAGCUGUUUCCAACUUUCCAGAUAGCUGAACUACACUUGGGCCAGAGCUACCCACUUCUUCGAAUGUUUUCCUUCAUUCCAUGGUUCUCCAGGGACGAAUCCUUUUUGUAGUCAGAGAUGCGCCUUAUUUCGGAUUUCAAUUUGAGUUGUUUCCAACUUUAGUUUAAUGAAAGAAUCCUCAUGUAAACAUAUACUAAGGUAAUUUGUGUCAACAGGCAUAAUUAUACAGCAAAAGCUAAACCUACCUUGAUGUAGUUCUCGGUGAUCAAGAAUGUUUAUCAUUCUUUCAUCCAAAAUUUCCAGAACAUUCCUAUAUUUGGUCUUAAUCUCGAAUUUCUACAUGCGUAUACGAAACAUGAGGCUCAAAUUUCUGAAAAAAAUAAAAAACAUUUAAGAAAAAGAAAAAGAAAUAAAGAAAGACACCGAAAAUUGAUACUUUUUAAUGUUUACAAACACAAAUGAAUCACUUCUAUAAAGCAAAGUGUUUUUAAAAUCGAACUUUCAAAUACAGAAAUCUAAAUGUCCUAUUUAGAAACAAUAAAGACACAUUCGACGUUUAGAUUGCAAAAAUUUAAGGAACACCGAGGCACAACUCGUUUGCUUUAUAUAAAAAACGUGUAGCUGUCGACCCCUUGAAAGCACACAUUUUGUCCCAUUGCACAGUUUUUUAUAAGAAUACCUAAUUUUUUGCCGAACCUCAAUAUUCUCAAUUUUUUUAAUUUUGAGCGUAAGAUUAUUCUUAAAUUAUUCUUAAGCGACACAAGGUGCAAUUGAGUUUCAUUAUAGUGUUAAUAGCUACAAGGCCUGAUAUGUCUAUUCUAAAACAUAUAGCGUGAAACUCGCAUUUGAUUUGCUUUCUCAAAUACAACUCAGAUAAACAAAAACUUUAAUUGUUGAUUAAACUUUAGCCUUGCAUUAUUCUUGACUUCGUAACUUUCAGCAAUUUUGAGCCUUAAUAUUCUUAUAAAUGAAAGUGUGUACACGCGCACUGCGUUUUCCAGCAAAGCGUCACAAAUGCGACAGGAGUGUAUAAUAGUCCAAAACAUCAAAUUCAACUGUAUAGGCAGCAUGGAGACCACUGAGGAAUUUUAAAACACAGAUUUGUAUUGUGGUCUUGAGGAGAAAUCUGAGUGACGCCUUAUUGGUUGUUUCCACCAGCAAUAUUCUCGUUGUCAUGACAAAUUAAGGCCUUCUAUCCCACAUUGUCAGAACGUGUAAUCCAGGUGGAAAGCCAAUGUAAAUUGGACACAAUCACAUAUAGCCCUGUUCCUUGAAUGGCGCCAUUCUUUCUGUGAAUCAGAUAUAAUUGAGAAAGUUUGAAAGUUUAGCCUCGUUUUGAUAUAUUUUUCGCAAGCGGGUUGUGCCCAGGCCUCCAGAUGUGCUCUCUCGGGUCACUGAUUUUCCGACAGUCGGAGUCUUCAAGUAAAAUUCCAAAAUCUUCUUCUUCUUUCUCUAGACGAACUCUCUUUUGUCUCAAAUUUUGGACUUGUUUUGUUAGAAUUCGUCCUUAUAUAAGAAAACGAAACUGAGUCAUUAAGUUUUUAAUAAUAACCACAAUUUUCGAAACAAAGCUUAAAUGUUCCCUCGUUGAUUCGUUUCAUCGCUGAUUUUUUCAAUGUUUGAAAUUAAAAUUUUUGAAAUAAAUUUUUCAAAGGUUCCCCCACUGAUUUUUAUUCUUUAACUUUGUUUGUCUGUCGCCAGUUUGGAAGAAAACAGUAUCACAUGAUCUGAUUCUUGUGCCAAAAAUUCUUUAUCUUGCUUUUGUGACGUGUAUCCUCAUAAUGUUUUCGCUAUCCCUUGUAAACAAAGACUUGUCUAUAUUGCCCCGUAGAAAAUGGUUCGGUCAUCCAGUUUACUCCAGGGGGUUGGAGAACGGCAUUGCUUGUUAUGUUUCAAUAUUUCAGCAUAGCAUAGAAAUUGCCAUUUAAUUGCUGCUAGUAUUUUAAUCACCGACGUUUAGAUUGUUAUGAGUUUUAUAAUAGAUCACACAUCACGAAGGUACAACGUUUGCCCAAAAUUUGGUGACCAUGGUCCCUGCCCGUGUCGUUUGGAUUAUCCCUGUUGGUUUCUAGUUCGGGACAAUAGUGGGUUUAAGUGGGGGGGGUGUGGCGAAAAAAGGAAGGGGGGUUGAACUGGGACGCUUUCCUAUCUGCUUCUCUAGUUUGCUCGUGAAUUGCCCUUGCUUUGCUGUACCCCACUUCAUGCCCCAAUCUGUUGUUGUUUCCCACGAAUUCUAUUUUAAUAAUGUUCUCCAUAUCAUCUCCUUCAAAUUGUGCUCUUCCCGCAAUCUUUGUUAACAGAAAAGAAUGAAGGAUAAUUAUCAUCUUUAAAUGUCCACAAAAAACAAGACUAUAUGAAACCAUACUGUGGUUUUAUCAUACUGAUCCUUUGAUAGAGACCAGCUUUAGUUUCAGUUUUAUUUUGCUCUUAUCACAUGGAUUUCUGUACACGGGGGUUUGUUGUGAAAUACUAUAUCAUUGAAAUGAAACGAAAGGAAAUCAUCAAAUCGCAAUUUCGUAGUUUCAAAUGAAUUAGCAUAACCAGAAUUUAGAAGAUUUUUAACAUUUACACAAAGAGCGACCUAUCUUUCAGUCUUGUUUCAUUUGCACUCGUUUUCAAGGUUGAUCCAAACCCUAAUAUCAUGUAAAUUUAUUUAAUUUUCUUCUGCUUGAAAAACAGGAAAAACCCUUUUCAGUGUUCUCAGUAAACUCUUUUUCUCAAGAUUCAGUAAAUUCGAAUUCAGCUGACUGGUUUUGAUUGUUUCGAAAAUCUGACGCUGGAUUGUUCUUAAUUUGUUUUUAAAUUAUUUGGGUGUAAGCAGUGCGAUUGCUAGCUUUUUCGCUCUAUUGAGGUGUUCAGGACUCAUUUGCCAACAAAGUGAGUGAGACAACCUUAAUUCGCUGACAAAUUUGGAUAUUAACUAAAAAAAAAGAACCCACACAUCGUUAAAAAUCCUCGAUUUGGAGAAAAACCGAUGUUCAAAAUUGCAUUUUGCAGAAGCUCAGCCUCGGCUUGUUCUUAAUUUGUUCUCAAUUUUUGACCAAUUCUGAGGCUCGUGUUCUUAUAAAAUUGUUUUUACAAAAAGAAAAGAUUGAAUUGUUUAAAAACCUUAUUUGUAGUCUUGUGAAUUUUAAUCUACCAUUAGCUACUUUGUUUGACAUCGAUACACCUGUAAAUUAUUCACCAUGCUGUCCCCCGUCCUUGUGCGUGAUAUACACCCAUUCCAUUAAAGGUAAGUCUUGAAACGGCCCUCUCAGCCAUCACUCAGUCAAAGCUAUUGAAUUCUCUCCUGUCUCAUUGCAAACCAGCCCAAUCAAACUGUGGCCUCGAAAACAGAUCCGCCGGUUGUAGCUUAGGGACUUUGGUACUUGCACUUCGAAAGAUUGAUUCCAGACAUCAUCGGGGAAAUAUGGAUGAGAAUGGGUACAAUGAUGAAAAUGAGUCUGGAAUGCCACGUCUUAGGACAAAAAGCGAGACACUGGCAGAGCUGCGCCGCAAAGAGAAUGGGCAGAAACGAGAAGUGACGAAAGUUGACUACACUUCUCACUUGAAAAAAACGGAGAAACCUGAAAACGUGUUACGUGAAAAAAAGAAAAGUAAUGACACCCCAAAUUAUCUGCAACAUUUGCGAAAGACUGACACAGGUGUAUCAACCCAGCCAGAGUAUAUAAGGUUGGCCAAAAGUGCUGAAGCCGAAGGAAAACAAAGCGGGAAGAGAGUCAAUGCAGAGGAUUUGAUAAACAUGGCAUUCAAAAAGGCUGCAGACGCAGAAGAGAGAGAUCCUGCGAAUAGGCGCGGAAUGGCCAACAAAUCAGCUGGAUCACAAAAAACAACAAACGCUGUUGGUUCUUUCGAAGGUAUCAAAGUUACAAGUGAUACGAAAGAGGAUUACAGAUCCGCUUUGAAACAACAUGUGCAGGUUGAGAAGAAAGCAGCUGCAAAGAAACAAGAAGAAAAGCCAAGCUGGGCUAAUGUUACCCCCAAAAAAAUACUUGAUGCAGAUAUCAUGUCGAAAUCCAAGGAGGUGAAGCAAGAAAAGCCAGAAUGGGCGCAGUUUGUGCGAGGCACCAAGAAAAAUAUCCUUGGGCUGGAACAUUCGAAAUCAACAGAAAAAUCUCAAGCACCGGAAUGGGCCGACCUAGCAAAUAAAACUGAUCGAAAAAGACUGAUCCAGCUUGAAAGCAAGAAAUCCACUAAUUCAGAAGCUCAACCCGAGUGGGCUGGGAAAGCGCGUGACCCGAAAGAAAUCCUUCGUGUAGAGCUAAAAACGAGCAAGAAAUCAACUGGUGAGGAGUCACCUGAUUACAAGGGUGUGCUUCGAAGAGGGUCUAGAAAAGAGUCGAUAACGUUUGGCGAACUGCAAAAAGCUCUUGGGGAGGAAGAAGAAGACAGAAGCAUGGGUUGGAAACUUAUUGAUAGGCUCAUGCUUUUGGAUAUCCCUGAACAAUCAAAAUCAGAUAAUCUGAAUACAAUUCAUGAAGACUUCUUUGAUCAAAAUGCGAAUGAGGUGAACAAGAGGUCGAAUCAAAAUGGCCACGAUAAGGAAAAUGGCGUCAAUUCUGACGACGUUUUUGAUGAAAAACCGAUUCGAAGAAAAUCCUCAAGCUUCUAUCAGCAAGGACGUCGAAAGUCCAGUGUAGCUAGAUUCUCGUUGGCCUUAGCUCUGCCUGUCAACCUCAGGCGCGAGGUGAGCACAAUGCUGAUGGACUGGGCGCAGGAAAUAAUGAAGGACUAUGAGAACUCUUCAGUAAAUGACUUCACGUCUUCCUGGGAUGACGGGCAAGCGUUUUGCAACAUUAUGCAUUACUACGAGGAUGACAAGGUUCCCGUCAACAAGUUAAACUCUUCGUCGAAAAGAGCAAAUUUGAUGGUGGCUUUCCAAGUUGCAAGCGAUGCUGGGAUAUCUCUGCCAGUCACCGUCGAUGAAAUGAUGAAAAGCAAAGUCCCGGAUGCUCACAAAGUGUUCGAUGUCCUGCAUGAAAUAUACUCGCAUUAUCAUGGGCCACUCGUUGAAUGGGGAGUGUUGGGUUGAAAUAUAAACAGAUUGGAUUUCCACAUCGAUAAACGAUAUUACAUAGAGUCUGUGUGUAUGAGAUCAGAGAAUAUAAUUGCUGGUAGAAUAUUGUAUUAUAGGCCUAAACAGUUGUAAUAUCUUCGUCUUAAAAAAAUAUGUUAGCCAAUUCAUUGGCACGUCCAAGAACAAAAGCGCAUGCACUUUGCAACAAUUCAACUGCAAUGGAGAGGUUAAUACUCGAAGUAGAAAGAGACUUGUGCCUUUCGAUCCAAAUAAGCAGUGAGUUGAGGGCAUUUUUAGAGCAAGAAUUAGCGAAGAUGUGAAAGUUUCAGGUAUUGCCAGUGUUGAGGUCUGUCCUCAUAGCUACUUUGAUCUUAGUCUUUUCUAGCACCUUAUCAUUUUGAAAUGGGAAAAUAAUUUGAGUCACGUCAACACUGCCUCUUAAUUUGCCUCUUAUCGGGUUUUCUGUAGCCAAAACGAGGUUUCGAAGCGAAAACUAUAGGUCGGGUGAGAUUUUCCCUGUCAUAUCUGUAAGAUUUUAGUACGACUUUGUUAGAUCGUGGUAACGUUUUGAUCGCUGGAAUCUUUCCUUCACAUAACAAAUAGGGUUGCCAUAUUGGGGACUGGGUGAAUGUGGUAUACAUUAUGUGAAGCAAAGCGUUUCUUGCUCAAAAUUCAUCCAACCUUCGGUUUCAGUUGUUGUCUAUGACUGCAGCUGGGAUUCACAUCUAAGUUAGAGAAGCUGUGAUAUUAAUCCUUAUGCCUCGACGUACGUUAAUGAUGUUUCCAGAAAACGAUUUUCUUUUUUCUUUUGCAACAAGUAACGUUAAUUCCGAUUGUAUGGGCUAAUUUGCAUUAACCAGUAGCAAAUUUUACGUAUAUCUAUUUUCGUAGGGGAAAAAUAUAUUUAUGGUAAGUUGGUGUUGUUUUAAUUGCAUCAUUAGUGUAGAUAUAAUGCCAGAUUCUGUUAAUUUAGUUUCUGACAUGUAUUGUUGCUCAGAGAUAAAAAAGUUCAAAACAAA